This is a messenger RNA of Trypanosoma conorhini, 1584 nucleotides long. Its product is annotated as putative PAS-domain containing phosphoglycerate kinase. Gene Ontology annotation, biological process: glycolytic process; gluconeogenesis. Gene Ontology annotation, cellular component: cytosol. NCBI's taxonomy places the organism in Eukaryota, Euglenozoa, Kinetoplastea, Trypanosomatida, Trypanosomatidae. The coding region runs from base 1 to 1584 and encodes 527 amino acids. The transcript has a single exon. Gene Ontology annotation, molecular function: phosphoglycerate kinase activity; ADP binding; ATP binding. The record is from RefSeq and is a predicted model, not a curated record.
AUGCUGCAGCACUCAAAGAUUGAAAUGAUAUUCAAGUCGCUGCGCGACAUCGUUGUGAUUGGCGACAACGACAUGGUCGUCACCGACAUGAAUCGUCCUGCGUGCGACUUUUUCGGCUGGGGCGUCGACGAGGUGCAGGGCAAAAGCAUCACCUUCCUCAUCCCCAAGUACCCGCUGGACCUCGAGGACGGCACGGUGACGCUCGUGGCGAAGCUGAAAAACGCCGUCGAGAUCCCAGUCGUCGUGCAGUCGACGCGGGACCCGCACGCCAGCAUGGUGGGGUGGACCAUCCUCCCCAUCAUCCUUCCCCGCGUGUUUGAUUUUGCGGUGCACAUGAACCUUCGCGCCGCCCUCACCCCAAAGCUCUCCGUGGACGACCUGGACUUUUGCGCCCGCCGCGUGUUUGUCCGCGUGGACUUUAACGUGCCGUUUGACAAGACAACCGACAAGAUCCGGGACGACAGCCGCAUCCGUGCCGCCGUCCCGACAAUACUGAAAAUUGUCCGCGACGGUGGCCGUGCUAUUGUUGCCUCGCACCUUGGGCGGCCGAAGAAGCCGGACGCUCACUACUCGCUAAGGCGCAUCUUGCCCCGUCUUGAAGAGGUGCUUGGCAAGAAGGUGCUCUUCUGCCCCACUCUGGAGGAGGCACCCAACAUGGUGAAGGGCAUGAAAGACGGCGACGUCAUGCUUUUGGAGAAUCUCCGUUUCUUUCCAGGCGAGGACGCGCCGCGGACUUCGUCGCGGAACCGUAUGGCACUGCAGCUAGCAGCCUUUAGCGACAUUUACGUUUGUGAUGCGUUUGGUACGGUGCAUCGAAUGACCGCAAGCAUGACGGGUCUGCCUCGCAUUUUAGGGGCUGGCGUGACCGGCUACUUGAUCGACCGUGAGAUCAGGGCGAUUAGCAUGGUGAUGCGCAGGCCCACGCUUCCGGUGCUGUGCAUCGUGGGUGGUGCGAAGGUGUCUGACAAGAUCAUUGUGCUCUCGAGCAUCAUGAAUUUCGCCCAAACAAUUAUCAUCGGUGGCGCCAUGGCGUACACGUUUCUUGAGGCGCAGGGGCAUUCAUGUGGUGCCUCCAAGGUGGAACGCAGUAUGCGAGAGCGCGGACGGGACUUGGACCUCCACGCCGUCGCACGCGAGUUACUGGACCGUGCACGAGCAAAAAAGGUGCAAAUUAUUCUUCCUGUAGAUCAUAACUGCGCCAAGUCGUUUAGCAACGAAGAGCCUUUUACGACGCCCGGGGCGGAUGUACCAAACGAUUACAUGGCUUUGGAUUUUGGACCAAAGACGAAUGAGAUUUGCUCCAAGGCUGUGGCCAAGGCCCGAACGCUCCUUUGGAACGGGCCUGUUGGCGUCUUUGAGUUCUCGAACUUCGCCACUGGGACAAUUUCGUUGGCGGAGGCGAUUCAACGUAAUAAGCGGCUUGUUUCCAUCGUGGGCGGGGGUGAGACGGCGGCGGCGACGAAGCGGUACAAGAGCAGCAUCACACACACGAGCACGGGGGGUGGAGCUUUUCUGGAGCUGCUUGAGGGAAAAGCCCUUCCGGGCCUCGUGUGUCUCACGGCGCAGACCGAACCCAAGCUGUAA